AUGUGAGCAGGGUUCAACUUCAAUAAAUAAAUUAGAAAAAAUGGCUGACACUGACACUAACACCCGACCCAGAACUGAAUUAAAGAAAAGAUUUGAUUUUAUGUUUAAAAUUGUUCUACUCGGGGAUACGGAAGUUGGCAAAACUAGCAUGAUAAGUCGGUUUGUAGACGAUGAAUUUAGUUCUUUAUCCCAUCCAACAAUUGGAGUAGAUUUCAAGUUGAAAAUAUUAGAAAUUGAUGGAUACUUAGUUAAAGUGCAGAUUUGGGAUACUGCUGGACUAGAGAAAUAUGCUUCAGCAAGUGAGAUGUACUACAGAGGGGCAGACGUUUGUUUUCUUGUUUAUGAUACAACAAGCCGAUUAUCAUUGAAUAAUACUCAUAGGAACAGAAUAAUCAAUACAAACUAUUAGCUCAAGUGCCCGGCAUUGCCCGUGGAAUUCUAAAUUCACUUUUUAAAAGAGGUUCCCUAAAAAAAAAAUAUUUUUGAAAAAUAAAUUAAAUUUCUUUAGCCUAUUUGUUACCUCUAGAGUACCCAUGAGCGAAGAGCUCUAUAAUAAAGACAAACGAAUAUUUAUAUGCGCACUCAGAAAUCCAUUAUAAUAUCCUUGCUACCUGAGUGAAAUGUAGACUAAACUAUUAUAUCCUUGCUACCUGAGUGACAUGUAGACUAAACUAUUAUAUCUUUGCUACCUGAGUGACAUGUAGACUAAACUAUUAUAUCCUUGCUACCUGAGUGACAUGUAGACUAAACUAUUAUAUCCUUGCUACCUGAUAUGUAGACUAAACUAUUAUAUCCUUGCUACCUGACAUGUAGACUAAACUAUUAUAUCCUUGCU
Eurytemora carolleeae is the source of this 835-nucleotide messenger RNA. Its product is annotated as ras-related protein Rab-13. The record is from RefSeq and is a predicted model, not a curated record. Gene Ontology annotation, molecular function: GTPase activity; GTP binding. Bases 41 to 409 code for a protein of 122 amino acids. The transcript has 6 exons. Lineage: Eukaryota; Metazoa; Arthropoda; Copepoda; Calanoida; Temoridae.